Ictalurus furcatus (blue catfish) is the source of this 3701-nucleotide messenger RNA. It is a transcript of the gene ss18, whose product is annotated as SS18 subunit of BAF chromatin remodeling complex. Bases 434 to 1552 code for a protein of 372 amino acids. Gene Ontology annotation, molecular function: transcription coactivator activity. The record is from RefSeq and is a predicted model, not a curated record. Gene Ontology annotation, biological process: positive regulation of transcription by RNA polymerase II. The transcript is spliced from 10 exons. Gene Ontology annotation, cellular component: nucleus. NCBI's taxonomy places the organism in Eukaryota, Metazoa, Chordata, Actinopteri, Siluriformes, Ictaluridae.
AAAAUAUCGCUGUGUGUAUUCAUGUGGUACUGAACGCUCUGUGGAAUUCUACACGACCUGCCCGAGAUUGACUUGGAGGAACAAACCAUUUGCUCACGGGCGGGGGGGAUGACAUAGCACUAUAGAAGCAGGUGUACUUUAAAACAUGAGAUUUUUCUUCUUCCGAAAGCAUAUAAUCGUACAAGUUAGCAUAUAUCAAUUUCAAUCGCAUUAGUGACUACAAAAUCAUUCCGAAACAGUUACAGACAAACCACGUCGACGCACCCCUCCCCCCGGAACAUCGCGCUAGAGGAACACUCCACCCCAGUCUGCGCUGUACGUGCAGAUUUCGUUAGCGCGAAGCUGUAUGUGAUUGUACGCCGUAGCAAGUGUUUUAUUUUUUAUUUUUUUCCUCCCACUCGCCGCGUUAUACGUUUUGGUUCAAAACUUCAGCAUGUCGGUGGCUUUCGCGCCUCACAGACAACGCGGGAAGGGUGAUAUUACACCCGCGGGGAUACAGAAGUUACUGGAUGAAAACAAUCAGCUGAUUCAGUGCAUCAUGGACUUCCAGAGCAAAGGGAAAACAGCAGAAUGUUCACACUACCAGCAGAUGCUUCACAGAAAUUUGGUCUACUUGGCCACAAUAGCAGACUCCAAUCAGAACAUGCAGUCUCUCCUCCCGGCCCCCCCCACACAGAACAUGGGCAUGUCAGGAGGCAUGAAUCAGAGCGGUGCGCCUCCACAGCCCCCCCACGGCCACAGCAUGCCCUCUGACGGCCCGCCUUCUGGCCCACACAUGCAGAACCAGAUGAACGGCCAGAUGCCCGGACCGAACCACAUGCCCAUGCAGGGCCCAGGGCCUAACCAGCCUCCAAACAUGCCAACCGGCUCCAUGAACAUGCCUCCCAGCAGCCACGGCUCCAUGGGUGCCUACAACCAUGCCGCUCCCUCCUCCCAGGGCAUGAGCAGCCAGGGCCAGAUGAACAUGAGCCAGGGCCAGCCAAUGGGAAGCUAUGGUCCCAGACCCAGCAUGAACAUGCAGCCCAACCAAGGUCCCAUGAUUCACCAGCAGCCUCCCACGCAGCAGUACAACAUCCCCCCUGGUGGCGGCGGGCAGCAUUACCAGGGACAGCAGAACCCCAUGGGUAUGAUGAGCCAAGGCAACCAUGUGAUGGGACAGAGGCCCAUGCCUCCUUACAGACCACCUCAGCAAGGGCCGCCGCAGCAGUACCCAGGCCAGGAGGACUAUUACGGUGAACAGUACAGCCACGGAGGCCAGGGGGCACCUGAGGGAAACUCACAGUAUGGUCAGCAGCAGGAAGCCUAUCAGCAAGGCCCCCCUCAGCCUCAGGGCUACCCAGCACAGCAGCAGUACCCAGCACAGCAGGCCUACCCAGGCCAGCAGCAAGGCUACGGGCCUUCUCAAGGUGGUCCUGGUCAGUACCCCAAUUACCCACAAGGCCAAGGGCAGCAGUAUGGAGCAUAUAGACCACCUCAGCCUGGUCCUCCACAAGGCCAACCACAGCGCCCAUACGGUUAUGACCAGGGUCAAUAUGGCAACUACCAGCAGUAAACGAGAGAUGCUCUUCUUCCUGUUAGAGCGCCCGUGUUGGCGCUUUACGUCUUUCCGGACCUGCGGAAGGGCUACGGCUCUCUGAGACUCCCACUCCCCUUUUCUAAAUUAUGAAGAGAUGGAUCACCCCCCCCCCGUGUCUCUCUCUCUCUCUCUCUCUGUCUCUGUCUCUCUCUCUCUUUCUCUCGUACAGAAAAAUCCAAACACACUUCUUUUUGGGCAUAAUUCUUCCCCUGGUGCUCCGAAACACACUCUGACACUGGAUGAAACUUGGACAGUACAUGUUUUCCUCGACCAGUCUUUUGCGUUGAGAAGAUCAGGCCCAAACCAUUUUCUUUUCUUUCAGCCACUUCCUGUUUCAGCAGAUCACAUGGCAAGCUCUAACCCUCACUACUUAUUCCUGCAAUGACACGUUUUUGGUCUUUUAUCACAACCCCUCCAUUCUAUCCAAAGCCAUCUUGAAAGCAGCAAUGCCUUAAAAGAAAAAACAACAACAACAACGAUGACGAAACAAAUCGGAGCGGCCUUAUUUAAUUUCCACAAGAAAAACCCGGGAGGGGGAUUUCGAUAUCCUGCAGCACAGGAGCUUUUCAUCCUGCUGCAGUAUGUUCGUAACCAUCUCUUCACUCGAUUGCGUGAAAGUUUAUCUAGCUGAAGCAAUAACGUGGGGAGGGGGAGCGGCCCAGAGAGAUGAACUUGCACAGGGAAUAUUCUUCUUACAUGUCAAGGUCAAACUUGUAUAAUGUACAAAUGUAUUUUAUGCUUUCUAGAUAGAGCUUACUUUGUACUGAGGAUUUGGAAACUUUAGCUCUAAAUAUUGUACUUUUUUUUUUCUUUUCUUUUUUUCUUCCCCCCUCCUCCACUAAUGUCUAUUAGGUGUUUUCUUUCUUUUUUUUUUUUUUUUUUUUUUUUUCCAUUUCUUUCUUUUUAAAAAAAAAAUAAUAAUAAUAAUUGUUGUCCCUUCCUUCUCUAGUCUAAUGUCUUUGGUUCCUCCCAGCCAUGCUGAACCUUGAUUAAACCCAUCUGCUACUCUGGUGGUUCACGUGUUAAUUGUCCACAAGGGAGCACUUCGUUUUUAAGUGCAGCGACUCGGCUGUACGCGGGGAGGGAAAAAAAAACAGCCCCAAGAGUGGACAGUCAGGAGUCGCAUUCAAAUCGGAGUCGUAGUACAGUGAGACGAGUUAAAAGGAGCAUCGAAUUCUUUCAUACAGGUCCAGAACAAUCCAGAUGUUGUUUUUUUUUUUUCCAGAUAUAGUGAGUAAAAUUCAUACCGGGCCCAUGAUUGUGAAGAUGAUGAAAGCAUCCAGACACAGACGGGUUUAAAUAGAAAUCAGCGUUUACAUAACGAAAAAGAAAAUCAGUUUUUGAGCUUGCAUUCAGUCUGCUUUCGAAACACCAAGCUGCUCUUAACAGCUAUUCUGUCACUCAGUCAGUCAGUCAGUCAGUCAGUAUGAAGAUUAGGGAACGCAUGUUGCAAAUUUGUUCAGCCACCACGGUGACGCUGAUCGUGGCGCCUGCUUAUUCUGGUCCUCUGUACAUUUUAUUUUUCCUGUGAAUUUUUGUUUUAGCAGGCCGAAAAUGUGAAUCGGGCUUUUAUUUUAUUUAAUUUAAUUUUAAGUUCCUCAAUAAAAGCUACAACCAGAGCCGCCUUAUGUUUGAGCGUCUUCAAAAUGGUUACUUUUCAUUGAGGGUGUUAUUCUUCUUCUUUUUUUUUUUUUUCUUUUUUUCCCUUCUUUCCUUCCUUCCUUUUUUUUGUAUGCAGAAAACAUGGUACUGGUUGUAGCUUUAUAAUUUUCCUACUAACUCCUCCUAAUGUGUAAUUCUGAGCAUGUACUAUGAUGAAGUUUGAAGCCAGCACACUUAACACGGGUACUUGGACCUGUGUAUGGUUUUCUUUUUUGUUUUAGGGUUGUUGUUUGUUUUUUGUUUUGUUUUUUUUUUGCUUGGUUUUUUGUAACGUUUUGGGUAGGGAUGGGAGUACGAGAUCAGAAUGUACGAGUGUAUUUGUGCUGAUGAGGAAUAAUCAUUUGGUGCUCGGUAUCAUGAUGCAACUCAAAUGUGCCAUGACUGUCUCUUUUUCCAUGACAAUGUAAAGUUGUACAUCAUUGUAACUGAACAAAAUGGCUGAAAUAAAUUAUUGUAAUACGGG